AUGCGUCCGAGUCCCGUGAGUCAUGUCAGCCACAGACGUCCGAGCAGGAUAUUCUGCCCGCCUCCCUCUCCUCCAUUUUGCGCGGCAAUCCGACAGUCACGGCAUCAAGACUGGCUCCGAGGGAUUCGGGGAGGUGUUGUCGUGCCCGAAUUACGCGUUCGAGUGAUGCUGGAUGAUCUUGAAUGUCUGCCAUCCACCUCAACCCUUCACUCGGACACCGCUUGUUAUGCCAGCCACAACAUCACCCCGCUCAGCUUCCGCUUUUUAUGGGUCACUUGGUGCCCGCUACCGGAACAAUGUUUGUAUGUGUGUGUUUAUGUACGUCCUUGUGGGCCUGCGCUUUUGGCGUGUCGGAUGUGGGCAACGGACGUGUGUUGCGCAAUCGAAGCGAUGGGAUGGCAUUCAUCCACAAGUGGGAUUAGUUUCUUCCCCCCCCCGCCCCAUCUUCUCGCGUCCAGGCGACUUCCGGUGGCGCUUGUCAGCGUCGAAGAUGCGCCAACCGACGGAGCUCGCCCCGAGGCGGCCACCAGCAGAGUCCGGUGCAGUUGUGUGCUCAAUCAAGUCGAUGUUUGGGUUGGCCGCCCCAGGCCCGUCGAGUUGAUGACCCCCGCGUGGCGACUUCUGUUGCGGUAUGAGGUCAUCCGGGGGCGAGAUGCAAAUGCCGGUCCAACCCAGUUGCCGCCUCCACCCAGCAACCGGGCCCGGACCGGUCGGCUGCUGGCUCGUCGUUCAGUCGACCCGUGGCCUGGCCUCUGCCGGCCUGCCUGA
This is a messenger RNA of Protopolystoma xenopodis, 768 nucleotides long. NCBI's taxonomy places the organism in Eukaryota, Metazoa, Platyhelminthes, Monogenea, Polystomatidea, Polystomatidae. The record is from the annotation of a GenBank genome assembly.